AUGUCUGCGAAUAUUAAUCUGUCAUCGGUAGAGAUCAUAUCGCAGGUCCAGAAAUCUCCAGCAGUACGUCUCAAUACUGGUAAUAUUCAGCGGCAUCCGGAAUUAUUUCGACAGAUGUUCAGAAAUUCAGCGGAAGAACUUGUGGCUGCACUCGAGCAUCAGCUCGAUGGACCAAAUGGACCGAAUUUGGAAAUGAGAUCGGAUGGUACGAUAAUGCUUGCUCGUGAUUCAGAAAACUGCCGUCUAAAUACUAUAGAAAAAGCCGAUAUAAAGAUAACUUUGAAGGUAUUUAUGUCUUCAUUAGACGUGAAGCAAGUGGAAGAAAGUGUCGAUACAGCUUUGCAUGAAACAAAUACCAAAUCUAUUUCUCAGCUUAUCAUUGCUUUUCCUCCGGAUGAUAAAUUGGAUAUAGAUCCAUCUGUUCCGUCUCAAGUGCAGCAGUGGCUGUCGCAAAUCCUGCCGUUUUGGAGACAGUUGGAAUCAUUGGUGAGAAUUAAUAAAAUAAAUACAUUGGGUGUAGCAGAUCUUGACUAUGAACAGUUAAAAGCACUCUAUGAAUCCGCGAGUGAUUAUCGUCCAAUGAUUGACCAUUACAACACUGAACACUGUUGUACGGUUCCUCCUGAAUUACGCGAAUAUGCUAAGCAGAAGGACAUUCAACUGCUAACUCACAAUGAUCCGAAUUUAUGCAAUAUCAGUGAAAGAUUAGGUGCUGCUACCAAGAAACUGUUCGGAAGUGAGCACUUCGAUCUUCUCUUCAUUGCAAGUUUUCUUAUCGUUUGUGCAAAUUGCUUAUUCUCUAUGCGACUGAUGAUCGUGAUUAGUGGCGGUUUGCGCAAAUGUGAGAAUGAUUAG
Molecule: messenger RNA, 855 nt
Organism: Acanthocheilonema viteae
Lineage: Eukaryota; Metazoa; Nematoda; Chromadorea; Rhabditida; Onchocercidae
Source: the annotation of a GenBank genome assembly